AUGAGUGUCGUUUCGGCGUACAUUCCGGUUGUCGAAACGGACUCAGAAGAAGAAACGCAAGACUCAAUCUUGCUCAGGGAAAUUAUCACCUUUGUUUCGCGACAUGUCAAAAGAUGCUCGAAGAAGACAAUUCUUCAAGUUUUGAGAAAUCAUGUCGCUCAAAAAGAGAAGACGACAUUUUUUCAUACGAAUGAAACAACUGGAUUUGGCAAUGCGACGGAGGUUUCGGAGAUCAGGCAUCAAAGGGAAAUAGAAAGCUCCGAAAUCGACAAACUUCGACUCCAACUGAAGAGUAUGGAAAAAGAUCGUGAGAUUCUCCGCCUGAAGUAUGAAAACGCUCUCGUCCACCACGAAAAAGACAUUCGCACGCUCAACGAAAGCAUCGCUACUGCCCAGUCAGACAACAAAAAGUUCAAAAAAUGGCUGAAACAGCUGUCGAAAAGUUCAAUUCAAACCAACGCCCAAGCUACUCACAACAUAGAAGAGCCAAAUUUACCCUUGACUGUUGAGCAGUCAAUUCAAACAGAAACUCAAAGUAAAGAUUCAAAGAAUCAGUUGUGCCAAACUGACGAAGAAAAGAGUAUUUUCAAAAAGAAAGAUGAUCAAAUAAUGAAUUUGAGAAAACAACUAGAGAAUGGCCAGGAAGAUCUUCUCGAGAACCAAGAAAUUUUACGAAACUUGAGAAAAAUUAAGCUCGAGCUCGAGUACGGAGUUGACAAAUACUACAACGCUUAUAAGAUCCAGCGGACUCGAGGCGACUCACUAGAAAGUAGACUUCACGAGAUUCAAAAUAAUCCAGAUUACGAAACCCUCUUCCGCUCGAUGCUUCCUGAUUAG
Messenger RNA from Oikopleura dioica, 837 nucleotides. NCBI's taxonomy places the organism in Eukaryota, Metazoa, Chordata, Appendicularia, Copelata, Oikopleuridae. The record is from the annotation of a GenBank genome assembly.